GAUUGUGCAUUUUCGCUUGUUCUUAGCCACCUGGAUUUCCAGCUGGAUGUUGCUGUGAUUCAGUCGGAAAUACAAUUGGCAGACGCACUGCACUCUUACAGCAUAGAGAACCACAAUGGAGAGCUAGACUAUUUGAGCUCCAGAAGGACCAACACCAGAUAAAUUAUGAAUGUUGAACAAGAUGACCUUACAUCCACAGCAGAUAAUGAUAGGUCCUAGGUUUAACAGGGCCUUAUUUGACCCCCUGCUUGUGGUGCUGCUGGCUCUUCAACUUCUCGUGGUGGCUGGUCUGGUGCGGGCUCAAACCUGCCCCUCAGUCUGCUCCUGCAGCAACCAGUUCAGCAAGGUGAUUUGUGUUCGGAAAAACCUACGUGAGGUUCCGGAUGGCAUUUCCACCAACACUCGGCUGCUGAACCUCCAUGAGAACCAAAUCCAGAUCAUCAAAGUGAACAGCUUCAAGCACUUGAGGCACCUAGAAAUCCUACAGUUGAGUAGGAAUCACAUUAGAACCAUUGAAAUUGGGGCCUUCAAUGGUCUGGCGAACCUCAACACUCUGGAACUCUUUGACAAUCGUCUUACUACCAUCCCUAAUGGAGCUUUUGUAUAUUUGUCUAAACUGAAGGAGCUCUGGUUGAGAAACAACCCCAUCGAAAGCAUCCCUUCUUAUGCUUUUAACAGAAUCCCUUCUUUGCGCCGGCUAGACUUAGGCGAAUUGAAAAGGCUUUCAUACAUCUCAGAAGGUGCCUUUGAAGGUCUGUCCAACUUGAGGUAUUUGAACCUGGCCAUGUGCAACCUCCGGGAAAUCCCUAACCUCACACCGCUCAUAAAACUAGAUGAGCUAGACCUUUCUGGGAAUCAUUUGUCUGCUAUCAGGCCGGGCUCUUUCCAGGGGUUGAUGCACCUUCAAAAACUGUGGAUGAUACAGUCCCAGAUUCAAGUGAUUGAACGGAAUGCCUUUGAUAACCUUCAGUCACUGGUGGAAAUCAACCUGGCGCACAACAAUCUAACGUUACUGCCUCAUGACCUCUUCACACCCUUGCAUCAUCUAGAGCGGAUUCACUUACAUCACAACCCUUGGAAUUGUAACUGUGACAUACUGUGGCUCAGCUGGUGGAUAAAAGACAUGGCCCCCUCCAACACAGCUUGUUGUGCCCGAUGUAACACUCCUCCCAAUCUGAAAGGGAGGUACAUUGGGGAGCUCGACCAGAAUUAUUUCACAUGUUAUGCUCCUGUGAUUGUGGAGCCCCCAGCAGACCUCAAUGUCACUGAAGGCAUGGCAGCUGAGCUAAAAUGCCGGGCCUCCACAUCCCUGACCUCCGUAUCUUGGAUCACUCCAAAUGGAACAGUUAUGACACACGGGGCGUACAAAGUGAGGAUAGCUGUGCUCAGCGAUGGCACGUUAAAUUUCACAAAUGUAACUGUGCAAGAUACAGGCAUGUACACAUGUAUGGUGAGCAAUUCUGUUGGAAAUACCACUGCUUCAGCCACCCUGAAUGUUACUGCAGCAACCACCACUCCUUUUACUUACUUUUCAACUGUCACAGUAGAGACUAUGGAACCUUCUCAGGAUGAGGCGCGGACCACAGACAACAAUGUAGGUCCCACUCCAGCGAUUGACUGGGAAACCACCAAUGUGACCACCUCUCUCAUGCCACAGAGCACAAGGUCAACAGAAAAAGCAUUCACCAUCCCAGUGACUGAUCUGAACAGUGGGAUCCCAGGAAUUGAUGAGGUCAUGAAGACUACCAAAAUCAUCAUUGGCUGUUUUGUGGCCAUCACACUCAUGGCUGCAGUGAUGCUGGUCAUUUUCUACAAGAUGAGGAAGCAGCACCAUAGGCAAAACCAUCACGCCCCCACAAGGACUGUUGAAAUCAUUAAUGUGGAUGAUGAGAUUACAGGAGACACUCCCAUGGAAAGCCACCUGCCCAUGCCUGCUAUCGAGCAUGAGCACCUAAAUCACUAUAACUCUUACAAAUCUCCCUUCAACCACACAACAACGGUUAACACAAUAAAUUCAAUACACAGUUCAGUGCAUGAACCGUUAUUGAUCCGAAUGAACUCGAAAGACAAUGUACAAGAGACUCAGAUCUAAAACAUUUACGGCUACAGAAAACAAAC
Myotis lucifugus (little brown bat) is the source of this 2118-nucleotide messenger RNA. Its product is annotated as leucine-rich repeat-containing protein 4C. The coding region runs from base 170 to 2092 and encodes 640 amino acids. Gene Ontology annotation, biological process: synaptic membrane adhesion; regulation of axonogenesis; modulation of chemical synaptic transmission. NCBI's taxonomy places the organism in Eukaryota, Metazoa, Chordata, Mammalia, Chiroptera, Vespertilionidae. Gene Ontology annotation, cellular component: glutamatergic synapse; plasma membrane; postsynaptic density membrane. Gene Ontology annotation, molecular function: cell-cell adhesion mediator activity. The transcript is spliced from 7 exons. The record is from RefSeq and is a predicted model, not a curated record.